Mobula hypostoma (lesser devil ray) is the source of this 1375-nucleotide messenger RNA. RefSeq names its product NAD(P)HX dehydratase (gene naxd). The transcript has 10 exons. Lineage: Eukaryota; Metazoa; Chordata; Chondrichthyes; Myliobatiformes; Myliobatidae. The record is from RefSeq and is a predicted model, not a curated record. Gene Ontology annotation, biological process: metabolite repair. The coding region runs from base 1 to 1062 and encodes 353 amino acids. Gene Ontology annotation, molecular function: ATP-dependent NAD(P)H-hydrate dehydratase activity.
AUGGCCGCUCGGAGUGGGAGCGGGGUUGGAGUGGGAGUCGGGGGCGGGGCUACCCUCCGUGGAGCCACUGUUGCCUUAGUCUCCUUCGCGGCCGCGCUGUGCUGUCUGUGGACUGAAGUUCUGCACAGAGCCUUCACCUUCCACAGCCACAGGCCUGCUGCGAGCAUGGAGAGAAACCUUCAGCUGGUCAGGAAUAUCGUUCCACCACUAGUCGCAGACAAGCAUAAAGGACAGGAUGGGAAGAUUGGAGUGGUCGGAGGUUCUCGUGAAUACACUGGAGCGCCCUACUUUGCUGCAAUCACCAGCCUUAAAGUGGGCGCUGACCUCUCGCACGUGUUCUGCACCGUGGACGCUGCCCCGGCCAUUAAAUCCUACAGUCCCAACAUCAUCGUUCACCCAGUACUGGAUGGUCAGACGGCAGCGGAGGAGGUGCGGAAGUGGUUCCCGGCCCUACACUCCAUGGUGAUCGGCCCAGGGCUGGGCAGGGAAGAGAAGGUGCUGCAGAAUACCAAGGAAAUAAUCCGUCAGAGCAGAGCCCAGGGAAUGCCACUGGUGAUCGAUGCCGACGGACUGUGGGUUGUCGUACAAGAUCUGUCACUGAUCCAAGGAUACACCAGGGCCAUCCUGACGCCGAACGUUGUCGAGUUUGGCAGACUGUACCAGGCGGUGUUGAAGAGCCCUGUGGAUGCGAAGGAUUAUCAAGGGACACUGCUCCAACUCAGCCAAGCCCUUGGCAAUGUCACCAUUGUCCAGAAAGGGAAGAUAGAUCUGAUAUCAGAUGGAACAACAGUGCUGGAGUGUUCCCUGGAGGGCAGUGGCCGGAGGUGUGGUGGUCAGGGAGACCUUCUGUCUGGAUCCCUGGGCGUGCUGGCCCACUGGGCAUUUUCUGCUGGGACGGACAAAACUAAUGGGUUAAACCCCACCCUCAUUGCUUCAUUUGGAGCGUGCGCGCUGACGAGGCAGUGCAACUACCAGGCAUUCCAGAAACACCGCCGCUCGAUGUCUACAUCAGACAUGAUUGAAGAGAUCGCCACCGCCUUCCACAAACUCUUUGAGAGCUGAUGAGAGGCAGCAGUUUCAAGUUGCACCAGAAGGCCAGUUGGGCCAAUUGCUCACACCCUGCAACAGUUUCCAUGAAGUAAUGGGGUAGAGUUCAGUUUAUUUUUCUGAAGAUUUAACCAGAGGCUGAUGGGUGCUGUUUGAGCUGUGGUUACCAUGGAUUGCAAUCUUCUAUUGGACAGGGACAGAGGUGACUGGUAUAGUUCAGGGGAAGAGAUAUCCAACAUUCUAAAUCAUACUGCUGUAAGUUUCUUUCCUUGGGCUGAUUUACUGGACAAAUUUGUUUUCUAAAUAAAAAGUUUACCUCACUUGUGCU